Messenger RNA from Stereum hirsutum FP-91666 SS1, 1712 nucleotides. RefSeq lists its product as uncharacterized. Gene Ontology annotation, cellular component: cytosol. The transcript is spliced from 7 exons. Gene Ontology annotation, biological process: tRNA wobble position uridine thiolation. Gene Ontology annotation, molecular function: sulfurtransferase activity; tRNA binding. Lineage: Eukaryota; Fungi; Basidiomycota; Agaricomycetes; Russulales; Stereaceae. Bases 39 to 1628 code for a protein of 529 amino acids. The record is from RefSeq and is a predicted model, not a curated record.
CAUUUCAGUCGGAUAAUUGCCAGAGCUCUCGCUUCACCAUGUCUUGCGGAAAUCCGGAUGCCGAUCCAGCGGAGACACUUAUGCCUCGGAAACCGAAGUAUGAUAGGGGAAAAAAUUGCAUCAAAUGCAAAGACGCAGGAGGAAGCAUCGUUAUUCGACAUGCUGUUUACUGCAAGAACUGCUUUCAGCCUCUAAUCUCUGCCAAGUUCAGAAAGACACUCGAACCACAUAUAAAUCUGCAAGCCGAUGGUCCUCGCCGUUCGGCUCUCAAACCUGCUGGAGACCUCCUCGUCGGCAUUUCCGGUGGUCUGGGCUCCACCGUCCUACUCGAUCUCGUACACAGAACCUACCUUGCUCCUCGGGGUACGACGGAUGACUAUGGAGGAAAAUCGCAUCCGAGAAAGGAUAAGGUGUGGAAGAAGAUUCGAGUAUGCUAUGUAGAGCUUUGUGAUGCGUUUUCUGGAAUGGAAGACAGAACAGAGAUGGUUCGAAGUUCAGUCGAACGAUAUGAGGGCUUUGAGUUCAUCGCGUUACGAGUCCAAGAUGCUUUCGAUCCUGCUUGGUGGCUGAAAACAACCGGUGCUCAAAUGCCUGCCAGUCUGUCUGUGGAUCUCACGAACGAAGAUCUUCCACUUUCGUCAUCUUCUUCAGGAUCUCCCCCUUCACCCCUGUCAUCCCUGCAGACCUAUCUUCGCUCGCUGCCCACUCAGACCGCUAUCCCGACAUCUAUAUCUACCCUCGUUCGCGUCCUCCUGUGUUAUACCGCCAAAUCGACCGGAUCUUCACAUCUCGUUCUCGGCACAUCCCUCACAUCGCUGUCUAUUGCUCUCAUAUCAUCAAUUUCCCAAGGCGGAGGUUUCGUCGUGCCGCAGGAGUCGUACGAAGAGUGGAGUCUUCCAAAAACUCAGCUUCCCGCCACAUCUGCGCCGUCGGAGAUGGGAAAAAAGAGGAAGAAGGAAUGGAAAGGGGAGGUCCGGGUCGUACGACCGUUGCGAGAGAUUGGGAUGAAGGAGUGCGCAGCCUGGGCAUGGUGGAACGAGCUCCCAGUAGUUGGAAAAGAGAAACUACCCGGUAUUAGGCAAACGGUUGGCGGAUUAACCAAAGACUUCAUUGUCGGCCUAGAAAAAGACUUUCCAUCCACCGUCUCGACUAUUGCGCGGACGUGUGGUAAACUCGCACCCAAGGACGAACAGGGUGAAAAUUGCGCGCUGUGUGAGAGGCCCGCCCAACGAACCGUCCAGGACUGGAAGGCCCGAAUAUCUAUCAGGUCAAUUACCGCUGAGAAUACACCCUCGGCAGCCCGUCAACAAACUCUCACCCCACGCCUCUGUUAUUCUUGCCAUACGACUCUUACAAGCAAAAGCCCUCGUUCGGUCGUAUCGGCGACGAAGACAGGAACCUCUACACCGACUGGUAGCCAACCACCAUCGGCAGCUGUUCCUCUUCCGGUCUGGGUCGCAUCAAAUCUUUGCCAUAGCACCGGUCCAGGUCAACUCAACGAUGGUCAACUCGGCUUGAACGCCAUUGAGUCGAGUGGAGCACUAGACGAGGAGUUAUGGGAACGGAAGAAGAUGGACGAGGACAAGUUGAAGGGGGUCAUUGGCGAGUUUCUGUUAGAGGAGGCAUGACCGUCACGUCAUUGUUGUAUUUCUAGUGCGUACUGUUUCGAUGUUUCAGCACGGGGUCAGUGUAUCCCCAAAAAAUUUAGGUCC